AUGGUGAGUGUAGCAGGCUGCCACCCAGCCCUGGUACCGCCUGAUGGGCACUGCUGUGUGACAGAACCAAGGCACAAUUCUGCCGGCUCCUCUUCAGACACUAACUGGUUUCUCCCCACACCCUCCUUCCCCGCUGUCCAAGUGGAGAAAGGCAUCGGGCUCGGCCUUCGUCUCACAGCCGGUGAAUGCCCAGAGGCCAGGUUCGGGUGGUCGUGGUUUCGAUCUGUUGCGCUGCCUGCCCAGCAAGACGGGUUUCCGCCCCCCCUGCCGUUGCCAAAGCAGCUGGUGGUGUUCGGGCUGGGAGACUGGAGCUGUUGCUCUCCGGACGCAAGCGUGGCGGUGGACGUGCUGGUGUCCCCGGGCAUCGCGCCGCAGCGGGUCGGCACGCUGGAGCCCGCCUGCAGGUCACGGCGGGAGCUGGCGCUGCCGCGUCUGCUCGGAGGGGUCUCCAGCAGUACGCCUGCCCGCCCCUUCCUCGUCCCGGAGACCACCCCGUCACCAGUGCUGCCAGCAGAUGAUAUGCUCCUUGGCCAGGACCUGGAGGAUCCUACUGCAGUUAAGAAUCAGAGCUCAGAAGUGACUGCUAGAGCAUCCAGGCCUGGAAGGAAGGACGUCCGCCCACCACUGAGGACCCUGGCGGUACCCUGUGCCCUGAAGCCACCAUCUGGCAAGGUGGAAGCCAGUGAGGCCUGGAGGAAGAGUCCAGUCCACCCCAAGAAACCCAGGAAAGUUUUAUUUGAACCCACAGCAUCUGAGAGAGAUCUCGAGGAAGAAGAUCUGGCAGUGGAGGAGUUGCAAGGCAGUCCCAGCCCACGGUGGUGCCACGCCAUGUGCCUCAGUGACCCAGGGACAGCUGUUCUGAUCGGUGGAGAAGGUGUCGAUCAGCAGUCCUGCAAGGAUGCACUCUGGAAGCUGGAAACUGACAGUGAUUUCUGGCUUCCAGUGGGUUUCCAGCUACAAAACGCCAUGCCGUCGUCCUUGCAUGGUCACACAGCUACCUACGACCCAGACACCAAGCGUAUCUACAUCUUUGGGGGCAUAAGGGAGGACAAAGACUACAGCGGCAUCUACAUUCUGGACACAGUCACCUGGAAAUGGCUCCUCGUGGCUGCUAAAGGGAGGAUCCCAGUGCUCACCUACCACAGUGCAACUAUCUACCGCAAGGAGCUCUUUGUUUUCGGAGGGACUUUCCCCAAAAAGGCAUCACUGGCAGUUAGACCCUGCAGCAAUGUGCUCUAUGUCUUCAAUCCAGAGCAUGAAAUUUGGUAUCAGCCCAUCUCAGAAGGGGAGAAGCCUCUGCCUAGGCUUGGGCAUUCAGCUACUCUACUGAAGAACAAGCUGCUGAUUUUUGGGGGUCGGAGGACUUCUCUCUACCUCAGUGACAUGCACAUCCUGGAUCUGGGUUUCAUGGAGUACACACCAGUUCCCUUCCUCACAGGACAGCCUUCUGCACGUUGUUUUCAUGCAGCUCUGGCUGUGUCGGACCAGAAGGUUCUGAUCAGUGGGGGCUGCAAUGCCAAAGGAGCCCUGCAGGAUGCCUUUGUCUUCCACCUAGAUACUCUUUCAUGGAGCACGGUGGUCCACCAUGACCUCUGCUCUGUGCCCCGAGCUGGCCACACGUUGCUUGACCUGACUCCUGCCCGCCUGAUAGAUGUGGACAAGGAGAACAAAGAGGAGCAUAACCUGCAUACGGUGUUGGUCUUUGGGGGCUCCAACUGUGCCGGGACCUUUUACAACAGCACAGUCAAGAUCCAGCUGGACCUAGGAUAA
Molecule: messenger RNA, 1770 nt
Organism: Nipponia nippon (crested ibis)
Lineage: Eukaryota; Metazoa; Chordata; Aves; Pelecaniformes; Threskiornithidae
Source: RefSeq, a predicted model, not a curated record